AUGCAUUGCAGUCACUUCCAUUUCGGCAAUAUAUUCCUAAUUCCUGAACCAGAUGCCGCCGUCACCUUCGUCUCGUUCAUAGAUUGCUGCAUCGAUAUCCCGACACUCGUUAUCGAGUUUGCAGUCAUCCGCAAUUGGAAUGUUUUCAGUAUCCUGAUUGCUAACUUCAUGAUGCCGCAUUCUUACUUUUCGAUAUUUGACUUCUCAACCCAGUGGUGCUACGAACACUUUAUUCAACCGCGGACACUGAAACGCGCGCGUGACAUUCGCGAUCAAUUUAUCGGUUUGUUGGAACGAGUCGAAAUCCCCUUAAGAAGCAACCCAGAAGAUCAUGUAAAUAUUCGGAAGGCUAUCACCGCUGGCUUUUUCUAUCACACUGCUCGUUUCACCGGGAACGGAUACAAAACGGUGAAGCAGAAACACACAAUUCAUCCACAUCCGAACUCAUGCCUGGCUGAAGUACAUCCCAAGUGGGUCAUCUACCACGAGUUAGUGUUCACCACGAAAGAGUUCAUGCGACAAGUGAUUGAGAUCGAACCCAAGUGGCUACUGGAGGUGGCCCCGCAUUACUACAAGGAGAAGGAAAUCGAAAUCACCUCGUCUACCGUGUCAAGAAAUAAGGGAAAGGCACGAGCCGAGCUUGAACCCCAAGAAGGGCUGUAGCCGCAUCCACUUGUGGCUAGUGUAUAUAGUCAGGAUGCUCUGACACUCCGUACUUGUACAAUAGACUGAUUUCACUCUGUUUUUCAUUGACUUCACUGCUUGCGUAGGAACGGUAACUCGCUGUAUUGGUUAAUGGGGCUAUUUUACCUUUCCUGAUCACCGUUGAAGUUAAUUGAAAUAGCUCUGGUGGACCACUUCUGAUUCCCAUUUUUCCAAGGGGUAAUAAAAAUGUGUUCCAUUGUACACUACACCGGUCAUCUGUAAGCAUAGGCGUCCUGAAACCACUAUUGGUCACAGUGAAGCGCACAUCCGAAAACGAAUAUCGCCGACUACUUCUAUUGUAUGUGUAAUGAUAUUUACCUUCAAGUAGCCUGUUUGGAUAGCGCUUACCAUUCGCCUCCUUGAAUAAACUCAGCCACUUGAC
This is a messenger RNA of Dicrocoelium dendriticum, 1087 nucleotides long. Lineage: Eukaryota; Metazoa; Platyhelminthes; Trematoda; Plagiorchiida; Dicrocoeliidae. The record is from the annotation of a GenBank genome assembly.